Haemonchus placei is the source of this 96-nucleotide messenger RNA. Lineage: Eukaryota; Metazoa; Nematoda; Chromadorea; Rhabditida; Trichostrongylidae. The record is from the annotation of a GenBank genome assembly.
AUGGCAAUUCACUUGGAAGUCACUGAUAACCUGACCGCUUUAGAACUUAUCAACAUCUUACGAAGGUUCAUAUCUCGGAGAGGAACGGAUCUGUAG